AAUUUGAAAUAUUUUCAGUAAAGUAGGUAUAAUUUAGGGUUUAAUACUAUAUAUUUAGACCAAAUAUAUAAGUUGUGCGAAGUCAAAGAAUAAAGAAGCAAACCCAAAUAUGAGGUGUGCUAGUGCUGGGCUUUACAAAUGGCCCAAGGUUAAGAGUCCAAGUCUAAAUUUAUCAGCAGCUGGAAAUCGCCGACACGCACUCGAGCGUAUUUCUUCUCACAGUAACCAGUCUCCGGCCGCCGACGAUGGCUGAAGCAACCGCCGACGACCAGUUAGUGCAGCAACAGCAGCCUCCGCCGAAACCGCGGCCGAAGCGCUUCGUAAAGAACCAAAUCCCCGACUCAAUCCUCAACGACGCGGCGCUCAACGCCGCUAUCUCCCUCCUCCCGGCCAACUACAACUUCGAGAUCCACAAAAUCAUCUGGCGCGUGCGCUCCUCGAACGCCACCCGCGUCGCUCUCCAGUUCCCGGAGGGCCUCCUCAUGUACUCACUCGUCAUCUCCGACAUACUCGCCACCUUCGGCGCCGUCGCGCACUGCUUCAUCCUAGGCGACGUCACCUACGGCGCCUGCUGCGUCGACGACCUUUCCGCGCGCGCGCUCGACGUGCACCUGCUCGUGCACUUCGGCCACAGCUGCCUCGUCCCCAUCGAUUGCACCACCGUUCCUGUGCUCUACAUCUUCGUCGAGAUCGCCAUCAACACGCGGAAGCUCCUGCACGAGCUGAGUUACAAUUUUAGCCCUAAUCAGAUCAGUAAUUUCGUCAUGGCUGGAACUAUUCAAUUUUCGAACGCGAUCCGCGCGGUGAAGCCGGAGCUGGAGAAUUUAGGGUUUAGGGUUUUGAUUCCCCAAUCUAAGCCCCUUUCUGCGGGGGAAGUCCUCGGGUGCACUGCGCCAAGCGUGAAAUUACAUGAUUCUGCGGGGAAGGACAAUGUGAUUAUCUUUGUGGCGGAUGGAAGGUUCCAUUUGGAGGCGUUUAUGAUUGCGAAUCCGGAUAUUAAGGCGUUUAGGUAUGAUCCUUAUUUGGGGAAGUUGUUCUUGGAGGAGUAUGAUCAUGAGGGGAUGAAGGGGAAUAGGAGAAAUGCGAUAGAGAGGGCGAAAGGGGCGAAAACGUGGGGCAUUGUGUUGGGGACCUUAGGCAGGCAAGGGAAUCCUGUGGUGUUGAACAGGUUGGAAGGGAAAAUGAGGGAUAAAGGAUUGGAUUAUAUGGUGGUUUUGAUAUCCGAAUUGUCGCCUAAGAAGAUUGAGCUGUUUGGCGAUGCAGUGGAUGCUUGGGUUCAGAUUGCGUGCCCCAGAUUGUCUAUUGAUUGGGGCGAUGCGUUUAAGAAGCCGCUGCUGACAUCCUUCGAGGCUGAGAUUGCACUCGGGGAUUUGGCCGGGUGGUGGGAGAGGAAACCAGUAUGUAAUGAUAGUUUGGAAGGGGCCAUGAAGGAAGGUUGUUGUGGAAAUGGCAACGGGCAAAAGGGUGUGGAUUAUCCGAUGGAUUAUUAUGCGCAGGAUGGAGGGGAGUGGAAUUCUUCUUAUUCAAAGAAGCCUGCUCGUGGGAAAAAAGAUCAGUGUUGCAAUGGUAGUGGUGUGAGAUGUUAAAGAUUUGGAUGAGAGUAAAAAUAACAUUACAUGUCAUAGUUAUACCCAGUUUUUAGUUUAGGGGGUUCCUACACAGAGGAUGAAACAAUGCUCCAGUUCUGUACAAGGCUAUUUUCAUACUGUUCCGUAAGCAAGGGCGUCGCCACUAUCAUGGUCUCCUACUCCAGCUUCAACGGAGACAAGAUGCAGCUAACACAAAUCUCAUCACUGGUUUUCUCAAGAAAACUCUAUGCUUCAGAGUGACCAACCUCAUCAUCCUCUGUUUUAGUUUUUAAUUUAUAUAACAAAGUGAAAUUUCUUGACAUUACCCCAUAUAUAAUAUAUAUAUCUGGGAUUUGUCAUCUCGGAUUAUAAGGACAUAGACCUAAUAACUGAUCCGCCUCAUGCCAACUACACAUAUUCGAUUCUAGCAGGAAUCGGGGUUGGCAUUGAAACGGUCAUGAUCCCGGAUAACUAUACUGAGUUCAUGAACGGACUAACUUCGUUAGUGAGAAGUAAGUCCAUUCUGAUGAGCCGGAUUGAUGAUGCCGUGAAGAGAAUACUCAAGAGUUAAGUUCACAAUGGGCCUUCUUGAAAACCCACAAGCUGAUUACAGCAUGACUAACUAUUUAGAGAGUCAGGCACAUAGAACUGGCAAGAGAAGCAGUGAGGAAAUCCCUAGUCCAGUUGUUUUGUAGGAGCAAGCAUCUAGCUAGACAUUGUAGCUUUAGUCAAGCUUCAAAAUUGUAAAUCUACUACUUUAUUUCAAGAAAAUUACACAAAAGAUAAAACAAUGCUCCACUUCUGCACAAGGUUAUGAAUCAGGCACCAUAGAGGCCAAGAACAGAGAGAUGAUUCCAGAAAGUCUGUGCGCCUGCAUACAACGCGCUAGCUCAAGACACAGGUAUGUAUGGUAUGCAUUAGUUGCCAAAGCUGUAGUUUUUUUUACUCUGUUGAACGAUUCUCUGCGUCUCAGUUUUACUUUCUGCCUGCAUUCUUGCAGAUAUUUUGUUA
This is a messenger RNA of Salvia miltiorrhiza (redroot sage), 2579 nucleotides long. RefSeq lists its product as uncharacterized. Lineage: Eukaryota; Viridiplantae; Streptophyta; Magnoliopsida; Lamiales; Lamiaceae. Gene Ontology annotation, molecular function: 2-(3-amino-3-carboxypropyl)histidine synthase activity. Gene Ontology annotation, biological process: protein histidyl modification to diphthamide. The record is from RefSeq and is a predicted model, not a curated record. The transcript is spliced from 5 exons. Bases 246 to 1586 code for a protein of 446 amino acids.